AACAAAUUCCCAUUUGAUUUCAUCCUAUUGUCAUUAGUGUAAUUGCUGUUUACUUGUGAAAUAAUGCAAAACACUUAUUCCAGUUAUUACAAUGAAUAUCUGCGUUCAUUUAUUGAAAAUGUUACUCAACGCAAUAUUUACACAGAAAACUUGAAAUCCACAUCCGAACAGUUGAAUUCGAACGCCUUAUUGAGCAAUUUAGCAUUAUGGAAUUUAUUUUUUGAUGGUUUCCCUAGUAAUUCCUCAAGACAGAAGGAUCCUACACAACAAUAUCAAGUCAAUGAUGAUUAUUAUCGUAAUAAUGAUAAAUCAAUAUCUACACAAGACAUGAUAUCGACUAAUUCAACAAAACCAAUUGACUUAUCAGUAUUGUCGACAGACAUAAAUUCAAGAGCGAAUAUGCAACAGUGUGAAACUGUCUAUCAGACACCGACGAAAAUAAACGAAUCGUUAACUGUAAAUCCUUAUUUAAACUAUUACUACCAUCCGAAGAAUAUUUCAUCGAUAUUGAAUACGCUGAACGGUUUAUUAAGCAUGACAAAUCCUUAUAUGGAAUCAGUUCACCAAUUGUCUGUGAUUAAUGAUUUGAACACAUCACAACCCAAAUUUUCUGUGAAUCCAACUCUAUGUUCUAAUGAACGUGAUAAAGACAAUGACAUUAAAGAUUCUGUGAUUAAUGUUUCGCAAGAUGACACAUUAAAUGCAUCGACACGAUGGGUUAAAAAGCCAAAAUUUUCAAUUUUAGAAUUAAUUAAUACAUCAAAAGAUGAAGUCGAUUGCUCUGUACCUGACCAAGGUACUAAAGUUUCUGGUACUAAAAAAUCAGGGAAUAAUACAAGAAAUAAGCUUUUAAAGUGUCACUUAUGUAAUCACACCUCUUCUACACAAAGUAACUUAUUAAAACAUACAAAUAGUUUGCACAACACCCAACGUUUGAGGCAGUCAAAUUCACUAGGUGUCCCAUUAACCUCAUCAUCAUUACACGUAACAGAAAGUAAUGAACCAGUGAUUUAUGAGAAUAAAAAUGGUAAAGUAUUUCAAAAUUUGUAUAAUACGAAUAAAUCACGAAAUGUUUUGUUAAAUACUACUGACAUUAGUUCAUCAACAGGAGUUGGUGUAAUGUCUUCAAUCUCUAAAAGUAGUAAAAAUGAUUACAAUAAUGACUAUUCAAAUCAAAUGAAUCCUACAAUAACCGCAACAACAACUGUAACAUCUGCUGUAUCAAACCAUCACUAUGGUCAUCCAUAUUUCUGUCAUUUAUGUAAUAAAGUCUAUUAUUCCGUGUCUGCGUUAAAAAUGCAUGUACGUACGCAUACAUUGCCUUGUAAAUGUAAUUUAUGCGGCAAAGCAUUUUCACGGAUGUGGCUAUUAAAUGGACAUUUAAGAACUCAUACAGGUGAAAAACCAUUUGCUUGUAUAAUAUGCACAAGAGCAUUCGCUGACAGAUCUAAUUUAAGAGCACAUAUGCAAACCCAUUCUGAAGUAAAACGUUAUCAAUGCAUACAUUGUGAUAGGACAUUUUCACGUAUGGGCCUAUUAACUAAACAUCAAACUACUUCAUGUCUUCAACAAAUGAAAAAACCAACAAAAUCACGAAAUAUGAAUAAAACUACUGAAUAUAUAUUUGAUAAUAAAAUUAAACCUGAAUCGAAACAAUUAAGACAUGUUUAUUAAAACAAAAGAAAAUGUAAAGCAAAUCAUUCUUAGUGCAAUAUUUAUCAUUUAUUCAGUAUUUAUUUGUAUUAUGUAUUUAAAGUUGAUGUCAGCUAAAAAGAAAU
This is a messenger RNA of Schistosoma turkestanicum, 1778 nucleotides long. Lineage: Eukaryota; Metazoa; Platyhelminthes; Trematoda; Strigeidida; Schistosomatidae. The record is from the annotation of a GenBank genome assembly.